This is a messenger RNA of Brassica oleracea var. oleracea, 2019 nucleotides long. RefSeq names its product lactation elevated protein 1. Gene Ontology annotation, molecular function: ATP binding; ATP hydrolysis activity. The record is from RefSeq and is a predicted model, not a curated record. NCBI's taxonomy places the organism in Eukaryota, Viridiplantae, Streptophyta, Magnoliopsida, Brassicales, Brassicaceae. The coding region runs from base 78 to 1832 and encodes 584 amino acids. The transcript has 12 exons. Gene Ontology annotation, cellular component: mitochondrion; cytoplasm.
CCUCCAUUUCCCGGACCGGAACAGUGUCUAAACGGGCUAGAGAGAGAGAGAAGUGACAAUCUGAAUCAGAGCGAAUUAUGCGAAAGGUGUCGCAGAUCUCUGCCGUUCUACGUCUAGCAUUUUCUUCUUCGAGACGAAGCAGACACACCAAUGGCUGUCGUUCCUAUUGCACUCCUCCAAAUCCAACACCAUCAGGUCCAUUGACGAGUUACAGUAACUUAGUGGAACAAGGGAGGCUUCAACACGAUCCAUACCAAGAGAAAGUCGCUUCAGCCUUCCAAAACUUGUUCGGAAGAUUGGAACAUUUCGAGAAAGAAAUGGAAGAUUAUCAUGUGAGAUUAGAAGAGUGGGAGAAGAAGAGAGAGGAAGAGAGGCGAAGACUAAUGGUGGAAGAAGCUGAGAAGAAGGAAGAAGAUGGAGUGUGGGCUUCUAUGAAUAAACAAGGCCAAAAGCUUUUAGGAAGAUGGGUCUUAGGGAGAAGACAGAUGAAUGUAGAGCCUGGAGUUGGUAAAUGGGUUUCUUACCUUAACCGAGAGAGGAAACUGGAUUCCAUUGUCGGCUCUCGUCCUGCAAUACCUUCAGCUCCUAAAGGAUUAUAUAUCUAUGGAAACGUAGGAUGUGGCAAGACUAUGUUGAUGGAUAUGUUUUAUAGCGCCACCGAUGGGAUGAUCAGACAUCGGCAGCGGUUUCAUUUUCACGAGGCUAUGCUGAAGAUAAACGAGCAGAUGCACAAGUAUUGGAAGGAGAAUGGUGAGGAGAAGUCCUCUCAGUAUAGCGUUUCGAGCUGGAUUAUGAAUCUGCCUGUUGAUGAGAGAGUCAAAGAGUGGCUAGCUGGGGAAGAGUUUUAUAAGCAGCAGCUCCAGAUGAAACACAUUCUUCCAGCUGUGGCUGAUAAGUUUCUCGUUGAUCAGCAGUCGAUUAAGAAAGGAGCCAGCAUCCUCUGCUUUGAUGAGAUUCAGACAGUUGAUGUGUUUGCUAUUGUGGCGUUAUCUGGAAUCAUGAGCAGAUUGUUGACUACUGGAACUGUUCUUGUGGCUACUAGUAACCGAGCUCCAAGGGAGUUAAAUCAGGACGGAAUGCAGAAGGAGAUAUUUGAUAAGUUUAUCUCUAAAUUGGAGAAACAUUGUGAGAUUAUCUCAAUCGGAAGCGAAGUUGAUUACCGCAGAGUUGCAGCCAAAAACUCGGUUGAACAUGUUCACUACUUAUGGCCUUUGAACGAUGGUGUUCUGGAAGAGUUUGAGAAAAUGUGGCGUCAGGUCACUGACCAGUACGGCGGAGAAAUAACUUCUGCAACGCUCCCAGUCAUGUUUGGAAGAACAGUGGAUGUUCCUGAAAGCUGUAAAGGAGUGGCAAGAUUCACAUUCGAGUAUCUAUGUGGUCGGCCGGUAGGUGCAGCAGAUUAUAUAGCAGUGGCUAAAAACUAUCAUACGAUCUUCAUCUCUGAGAUUCCGGCAAUGAGCAUGGAAAUACGAGACAAGGCACGUAGGUUUAUAACACUUGUGGAUGAGUUAUACAACCACCAUUGUUGUCUUGUCUCAUCCGCAGAGACACCUAUUGAUGAGUUGUUUCAAGGAACUGCAGAGGGUACCCUCUUCGACCUCGAAAGCUUCCAGUUUGAGACGGAGACGGAAGAUUCUAGGUUAAGGCGAGAUGUGCUUGCAGAAGGUAGCAUAAGUGCUGCUGGCUCGCCCUCUUCGAUCGUGAAAAUGCUUUCUGGUGAAGAGGAAAUGUUUGCCUUUGCUCGAGCUGCGUCGCGGUUGAUUGAGAUGCAGACUCCAUUGUACCUCGAAGGAGUUCGUUUCUUGCAUCCUUAUUUCCAUCAGCCAAAGUAAACUAAAAAAGAAAAUAGUACAAAUGAAUAAAUGGUAAAUACAUAUUUUUCUCCACUAAUUUAUUUUCGUAUGAUUACUGAUUUUAGCAGAAGUGACCAACUAAAUGGUUGGUUUUUUUGCCUUUAAUAUUAAAACAAUUUAUCAUGAAUAAAAUUCUUCUUUUGCUAAAGCAUUGUUAGUAACUUAA